UAGAAAGAUAGAAAGAAAGAAAGAGUGGAAGAGAAGUAUAGGGGCCUAGGGCACAGAAUCGAACCGCCGUUGGGUUGGCUCCACAGUAACUCUGGUAGCUCUGUCCGAGUGGUAGUGACCGACCGUGGAUGUCCGUCCGUCAUAUUCCCGGUUUGAAAGCAAGGUUGCGGGUAGUUGUUGCGACGCAGGAAAGAGAAGGUGCAGUGAGAGAGAGCUGGUGUUAAGGAAAUUUAUUAAAGAGAAGAGGAUCUACCGGUCAUGGAAAAGCGGAUUCAUCUUGAGAAGCGGGGCAGAAAACCUGCCGACAUCAAAGAUUUGGUAUUGGACAAUUGUCGAAGUACACUUAUUGCUGGCCUGACUGAUGAAUUUGUCGCUUUAGAAGUAUUGAGUCUUAUCAAUGUGGGUCUUACUAGCCUAAAAGGUUUUCCAAAGUUACCCAAUUUAAAAAAGCUGGAAUUAAGCGACAACAGGAUUUCUGGAGGUUUAAAUCUUUUGCAUCAGAGUCCCCAAAUAAAUCAUCUUAAUCUUAGUGGGAAUAAAAUCAAAGAUAUUGACACCAUUCAACCAUUGAAGGAAUUCAAGAAUUUGAAAUAUUUAGAUCUCUUUAACAAUGAAGUAACAAAUGUUGAUAAUUACAAAGAGAAAAUCUUUAGUCUUUUACCGAAUCUACGAUAUUUAGAUGGUUUCGACAAGGAUGACUAUGAAGUUGAAGACACAGACGAUGACGAAGUUAAUGGUAACGAAGAUGGAGAUGGAGAGGUGAAUGAAGAAGAUAGUGAGGAUGUUUCCGACGAAGAAGAAGACGGUUAUUUGAAAGGUUUAGCUGCAGUCUAUCAGAAUAACCUUGAGGACGAAAGCGACGAGGAAGAUUACGUGGGUGAAGAGGAAGAGGAAGAGGGAGAGGAGGAGGAGGAGGAGGUAGAUGAUUAUGAUUAUAAUAUAUUUGAACUUGAACAAGGUAAGGAACAAGAAGCAGCUUCUCAAGUUCGUGGAAAGAAAAGAAAACACGAAGACGGGGAGUCCGGGAACUAGAGAAUCCUAAGAAAAGAAGAACUGGCAUCUGAUAUUGCUUUUAAAUGAGUGUAAAAUUCUUAUAAAUAUUAACAAUAAUUACAACACAUGGUAAAGAGAAAGAGAGAGAGAGAGAGAGAGAGAGAGAGAGAAAGAGAGUAGAAGAAAAAAAAACACAGCUGGAAAUCAAACGUAAAAUUGACCGACCAAUGACAAAGAGAGAGAAAGAGAGAGACUACAGUUAUAGUAGUGGUGUGAUGAAUUUAUUGAUAAAUUAUUGACUGAAUAAUCAUUUUGUUUGUGAACAAAAAAUAA
Polistes dominula (European paper wasp) is the source of this 1326-nucleotide messenger RNA. RefSeq names its product acidic leucine-rich nuclear phosphoprotein 32 mapmodulin (gene Mapmodulin). Gene Ontology annotation, molecular function: histone binding. The record is from RefSeq and is a predicted model, not a curated record. Gene Ontology annotation, cellular component: nucleus. NCBI's taxonomy places the organism in Eukaryota, Metazoa, Arthropoda, Insecta, Hymenoptera, Vespidae.